Paramuricea clavata is the source of this 1641-nucleotide messenger RNA. NCBI's taxonomy places the organism in Eukaryota, Metazoa, Cnidaria, Anthozoa, Malacalcyonacea, Plexauridae. The record is from the annotation of a GenBank genome assembly.
AUGUCUUACAGUAAACGCGACUUUGAUAUGUCUAUGAAAAAAUCAAAGCAAGAAAAAAGACCAUCAUCUGACAAUGUAUGUAAAAAUGUAAAAUGUGUGGCUAUAUUUAAAAUGACUUCACAUUUUGCAUGUAUCUGACAAUGUGACAAUAUGUCCAUAAUGUCCACUGUUCAUCAGACUCAAUAUGCGCUUCAUCUUGUUAUUUAGUUUGUUGAUCUUCACAUUUUUGUCGUACCGUAUGAACUUUGGAUGGAGAAAUAUAGAACUGCUUAUAACAGCAGUACUUUAGAGUCGAUUUCAGCAGGAUUUGUCAGGUAGUUGGUUAUAAACGUUCAUAAUUUUAUAUCACUUUAUUUAUUUUACCAGUAAAUUAUAGCUGCCAGUUAUCAUACAAUAUACAGAAAUAAAUUUUACCUCUCUUAUUUUUUAUAAUAAAAACACACACAUUUAUCUGUCGCUUAGAAAUUGUACUCACACUUUUUUACUUCUUAUAUGAUACAUAUAAAAACAUAGUAAACUGCUCAAAUUUUAGAAAGUUGUGAAAGUGGUUGCUAUGGUAACGUAAACUAUAGUAUUAUCCAAUAUGUAUUUAUUAAUAGUUAUAUAUCCAUACAAAAUCAAACAAAUAACACUGUUGGACAUAUCAUAAUAUUGUACAUAUGUGCAUCAAUGUGUCUGUGUGUGUGAGUGCUUUAUUGUGAAACACAAUAAAAUUUUAUGAUGUAAUAAUAUAUUCUAUCUUUGGAAAAUGCAGGGACAGCUUAGAGCACAUGCAUGUUUAGGAUGUUUUGGGACCGGUCAUUAUAUGUAUAUAUAAAUGACUAGAAGGGGGGGGCUAUUAAAUUUUUUCGAGAAAAUGAGGGGGGUUGCAAUUAAAUUUGAAGGAAUUUGCUUAAUAAGCAUGGUAUCCAUUUGGUUGUAAUGGUCACUGAUGUUUAUAUAUAUAUAUUAUAUUUAUUGAGAACAUUACAUUAUAUAAUUAAUAUUAUAUAUAAUUAUAUAUAAUUAAUAUUAUGUAUAAUUAAUAUGAACUCAAAUGGCAUAAGCACAAACGAGACGCGAAGUCCCAUGCAAGGUGCAAACCCCGAAGCAGCGAAUACGUACAUAAAUAUAAAUACACACAUACAUAAAAUACAAAUAUAUAAAAGCCGCUUCCCCCUAUUAGUAUGACCAUGAACGCAACCACCUGAAUGCUUCACGGAUGUGUUAGCAAAAUAAUUUCAAACUCACAAGCAUAAUGAAUGCUUCACGGAUGUAUUGCAGGCAUAAUAAUUUCAAACUCACAAGCAUAAUGAAUGCUUCACGGAUGUGUUAGCAUAAUAAUUUCAAACUCACAAGCAUAAUGUGGUUGCAUUCAGUGAACACAAUAAGAGGAACCGUCUAUCAAAACUACUUAAGAUCUGUGGCAGGGGCAGUCCCGCACCAGCCCAGGUUGAAGAUCUUGGCAAGAUCUUGCAUGAUCUUGGAAGAUCAUGGCAAGGUCUUGGCAAGACGCUAAUCUUGGCAAGAUCUUGCCAAGAUAUUACCAAUAUCUUGCCAAGAUUAUUCAAUCUUGUCAUACUUGCCAAAAUCUUGCCAAGAUUGUCUGAAAUUCUUGUCAAGAUCUUGCCAAGAUCUUUCAUGAUUUUUCGUCAUACAUAA